Molecule: messenger RNA, 501 nt
Organism: Prorocentrum cordatum
Lineage: Eukaryota; Dinophyceae; Prorocentrales; Prorocentraceae
Source: the annotation of a GenBank genome assembly
AUGCACCUCCAAGAGAUGGGAACGUUUUCGGGAUCAGGGUUUCCAGGGCCCGCCUCCUGGAUCCGGGGCCUGGGCUGCUCGUGGAGGCGCUCUGCCGCCGAAGGCCCAUGGUAUUCCAGGCCACCUGCAGCGGCGCGAGCACAGGCGUGCUUCGCCCUUCUCGGCCUGGGCUGGUCUCUGGAAGGGCGGCGCGAGGGCGCGAAGGUGCCCAGCUCUGCGGCCGUGGCUGACGUCCUGCUGCACUCUCCUGCUGCGUGGCCAACGUUUGCAGCCUCCCUGCGCCUCGCUGCACUCCGUCCGCUCGCGCGCGACGGCGACCCGCAGCGAGGUGCCCGGGUGAGCAGCCGCCUCCGCGGAGGCCGUGGGCGGGGCGCGAUGAGUGCAGUGAACGCCACGUCGUGUGAACUUCGAGCCCCUCCCAGGCCCGAGGCGCCGCGCGGGCCCGUCGGCCGAGGGCUUCUGCCGAAGCAUCGCAGCGCGGAGUCCAGAACGCAGCGGGAA